Molecule: messenger RNA, 589 nt
Organism: Stegodyphus dumicola
Lineage: Eukaryota; Metazoa; Arthropoda; Arachnida; Araneae; Eresidae
Biological process (GO): DNA replication
Molecular function (GO): DNA binding; DNA-directed DNA polymerase activity; nucleotide binding
Source: RefSeq, a predicted model, not a curated record
GAUUUCAUCAUUUCUACUCUGAUUCUUGCUGAGUGAACGUCAUUUUGACUCUGCCAUUUUCCUGCGCCAUUUCGUUUUCUUGUACACGAUGUCUGCUAAACGAACUUAUUCUGCAUCUAAUGUCCUGUUUGAAGAUCCUGACUUUCCUUUUCGGGACUCAGAUGACGAUUUAAUCGAUGAAGUGGAUCAGAUUUUUCUGGAAAAUCCUAUGGAUCUACCCUUGUAUUAUCAAGUGGGUUCCGGAUUUGAGACUUCUCCUUCAUCAGCUCGUGGGCCUGUAUACAUAGCCGGUUCCGAUGAACGUUCGAUCGAUGAGGCAAUUGUUCUUACGGAAAAGUCUCGUCGACGGAACCAUAAAUAUCAGGCCGAGGAGAUUACCUUCCACGCUUGUGUGGACAUCGAAAGACUGCCUCAAGGCGUGCAAGGCAUCCCGAUGGUCCGAAUUCCUGACACCGUCCGGGAAUUGUUCGAACAACUCAUUCGCCGUACAGCAGCUGAUUUAAAUCCAUCGGACCUCAUCCGAUUUUGCAUCCAGGCAGAAGGUUUGGACAAACCGAUCAGCACUUCCCUCAUGGCAGUUUCGACUUAA